Molecule: messenger RNA, 1885 nt
Organism: Zonotrichia leucophrys gambelii
Lineage: Eukaryota; Metazoa; Chordata; Aves; Passeriformes; Passerellidae
Gene: SEC22A
Product: SEC22 homolog A, vesicle trafficking protein
Exons: 8
Coding region: 283-1245 (320 amino acids)
Biological process (GO): endoplasmic reticulum to Golgi vesicle-mediated transport
Cellular component (GO): membrane
Source: RefSeq, a predicted model, not a curated record
GUCCUCAGGGCGGCCCCGCCCCGCAGCGCCUCGGCCGUAACGCGCGGGGGCGCUGCGGCGCGCGCGGACGUGUCCGCUCCCACAAUGCCCGGCGGGAGCCGCGCGCCGCCGCCCCGCUGCCCAGAUAGCUCAACAUGAACUUUAACCAUCGAGAUAAUUUACAAAGUGAACAGAAUAUCUUUUCUCCCGAGAGCUGGCUGCAGGAUUCUGGGUUUCUCCUGCAGAGCAGUCCCAUUCCCUGCCUUUUCCUGAAACAGGACAUGGAGCUGCGUUCCUUUCUUCAUGUUAGGUGCUAAGCUGUUGUUAACUCUGUUGGCAAUGUCUAUGAUUUUAUCUGCCUCUGUGGUCCGUGUGAGGGAUGGACUCCCACUUUCUGCAUCUACUGAUUAUGAACAGAGCACGGGAAUGCAAGAAUGUAGAAAAUAUUUUAAAAUGCUCUCAAAAAAACUUUCUCAGCUUCCUGAUAGAUGUACUCUGAAAACUGGACAAUAUAAUAUAAACUUUAUAAGUUCUCUGGGAGUAAGCUAUAUGAUGUUGUGCACUGAAAAUUAUCCCAAUGUCCUGGCUUUCUGUUUCCUGGAUGAGCUUCAGAAGGAGUUCAUCACUACCUACAAUAUGAUGAAGACGAAUACUGCUAUCAGACCAUACUGUUUUAUAGAGUUUGAUAAUUUCAUUCAGAGGACCAAACAGAGAUACAACAACACACGUUCUUUGUCAACAAAGAUGAAUCUUGCUGAUAUGCAGACUGAAAUCAAACUGAGGCCACCGUAUCAAAUUUCAGUGUCAGAGCUUGGUUCAGCCAAUGGCUUUUCUCAUGUACCUGUGGGGGAGUAUAAGGGUACUGGUAAGAUAUCUGCAGCUCCUCACCAACGUCUGGAACCUGUGACUUUGCCAGGGAUUGUCUCAUUUGUGCUUAGUCUGUUAUGUGGGGCUUUGAAUUUAAUCCGUGGCUUCCAUGCCAUAGAAAGCCUUCUCCAGAGUGAAGGUGAAGAUUUCAGCUAUGUUAUUGCAUUUUUUCUUGGAACCGCAGCCUGUUUGUACCAGUGUUACCUGUUUGUGUACUACACAGGCUGGAGGAAUGCCAAGUCCUUCCUGACGUUCGGCUUGAUCUGCCUGUGUAACAUGUACCUGUACGAACUGCGCAACCUGUGGCAGCUCUUCUUCCACGUCACCGUGGGCGCCUUCUGCACCCUGCAGAUCCGCCUGCGGCAGCCCCAGGGAAAGGCCCCUGAUUACAACGUCUGACAGGCCCUGCAGCACUCACACCAAGGCUGCUUCCACUCCUUACUCUCAGGAAUGUAAAGCUGUUCUCCAAAAGAAGAAGCUGGCUGAAUGGGGCUUUUAGUUUUUUCUUUUAUUAAAAAUAAGUCAGUGUAAGAUGCCUGUGGACAUUCUACACUUGGUGGUUGAACCUUUUUUUAAUUAUUUUUUUAUUUUCUUGAAAAGGACCCAAAAGAUUAUGGGACUAGAGGAGGAGAGUGACUUAUGUCCAUGCAGUGAAAUGUAUGUAGAAUAUGAACUGGUGGCAUAAAAAAGUUUCAUUCAUACAUUCAUGGAGAUAAUCUGAUGUGGAAUUAUCUGAUGGUAUUUCAUGAUCACAUUAUCUGAUGGUAGUGUGGAAGCACAUUUGUACAUUAAUGGAGGAAUGUGUAGAGUAUGUUCUGCAUAUUGUGCAAGCUUUUCACUUCCAAGGUCAGUUUUGCCUUUGUGAGGCAGUAGGGAAUAGGCUAAAUAAAUAAUAAUAAUGCUAUUGCAUAUUAGCAAACUAGAUGUGGCAUUUGUAAGAUACUAAAUUUUGGAAUGUUUUAUUUCACGUUGACAUAUAUGUGAAUGUUUUCUUAAUUAAAAUGUAACCUGGAAACUCAGUUUCUAGGGAUUGGCUUCA